AUGGAGUUUGAUCCAACCUUCCAAGACCUUUUUAGCUUUUUUGAAGAAAAUCCCUUCCCAAAUCCAGAAAACAACACUUUGUUGCAAUCCAACACUUUAAACCAUUUUGAGGAUAAUAACAUGAAUGUAGUACUUGACCAAAAUCCUGCACUUGUGAUGGAGGAUCCUUCCUUCAUUGUUAACCCUUUGUAUGAAAUCUCUACUCCUUCAUUAGGAGAGUCUUUUGAGGCUACUCUCCAAAAUGGGUCCCUCAACAAUCCCAUGAAUUUCGUACCAAACAACCAAACAGAUGCUUUGCAUGGCCACCAUAGUGAUAAAGCCAUGUGGGAUCUUUCACAAACCACAAUUCAAUCAUCUAUAGCUUCUUCAUCCUCUCAGCCACUAUCCCCCAAUUCUGAUAAAUAUGGAUUGGUGUUGAGGGCCACACUCGAAAAGGAGCUUUCACCCUUCAAUAGAGACGAUCAUUGUGAUGUUGAACAAAGACAUGAUGAUGAUGGUGAGAAGGUGCAACAAACAAUAAUAAAUGUACAAAAUGAUAACAACAUUAAUGCUAAUAUAAUCAAAGGGACUUGGACACACGAUGAGGAUAGGGUUCUUGUUGAAUUGGUGGAUCGAUAUGGUAUGAAGAAAUGGUCCCAAAUUGCAAAUUUUCUAGAGGGCAGGGCUGGGAAGCAAUGCCGAGAGAGAUGGCUUAAUCAUCUUCGCCCAAAUAUUAGGAAGGAUCCUUGGACCAUAGAGGAAGACAUGAUGUUGAUCAGAUGUCACCAAGAAGUUGGAAAUAAAUGGGCAGAGAUUGCAAGGAGAUUGCCAGGUAGGACUGAGAACAACGUCAAGAAUCAUUGGAACACCACCAAGCGCCGCCAGAAUACAAAGAAAGGGAAAAACAAAGCAAUCACUUAUGAAGGAUCAUUGCUUCUUUAUUCAUACAUCAAAAGUGUCAGUGGAGAACAACUUAACAAAUCCACAAGCAACAUGAACAUGUUAAGUAAUGGUUGUAAUAAUCUAGCUCCUAUGUUUCCAUAUGGAUCCUCAAAUGGUGGUUUCAGCUCACAAGGUUGGGCAACUAAUCAAGUGUAUAAUCAGAACCAUGCUUUCACUGGAAAUGGUGGAUACGUGCCAAUGCAGGUAAAUGUUGAUGGAUUCGCAACUGGGUCUGUAGUAGAUGGUGGAAAUGUUGACUAUGGAAAUCUUGGUGCGUGA
Messenger RNA from Gastrolobium bilobum, 1200 nucleotides. RefSeq names its product transcription factor MYB118-like. Bases 1 to 1200 code for a protein of 399 amino acids. Gene Ontology annotation, cellular component: nucleus. The transcript has 3 exons. The record is from RefSeq and is a predicted model, not a curated record. Lineage: Eukaryota; Viridiplantae; Streptophyta; Magnoliopsida; Fabales; Fabaceae. Gene Ontology annotation, biological process: regulation of DNA-templated transcription. Gene Ontology annotation, molecular function: RNA polymerase II cis-regulatory region sequence-specific DNA binding; DNA-binding transcription factor activity, RNA polymerase II-specific.